Talaromyces atroroseus is the source of this 648-nucleotide messenger RNA. RefSeq lists its product as hypothetical. The transcript has a single exon. NCBI's taxonomy places the organism in Eukaryota, Fungi, Ascomycota, Eurotiomycetes, Eurotiales, Trichocomaceae. Bases 1 to 648 code for a protein of 215 amino acids. Gene Ontology annotation, molecular function: phospholipid binding; peptidase inhibitor activity. Gene Ontology annotation, biological process: regulation of proteolysis; regulation of Ras protein signal transduction. The record is from RefSeq and is a predicted model, not a curated record.
AUGAUUGUCUUGUAUAGCCUUGUGGCGACCUGCACAAUCCUCAGCAUUCUCCUAACUGCCUACUGUCAAACUCCACCGGGAUAUCAACCAUCAUCAUGGCAGCAUCUCAAUGUCCAAUUUGGCCACAAUGAGAAAAUUGAAACUGGAACAGUCCUAACGCCCUCUCAGGCCUACUACAAACCACAUAUCCACGCGCCUGACGUACUGCCAAUUUACCCACUAUACAUCUCGUUUAUGAUUGAUGUCGAGGUCAAUCAUAACGGCAUCUCAACAAGCAUGCUUCAUUGGUAUCAACCGGAUUUGCGUAUCAGCGACUCAGACGGCCUGUUACUGAACCUCACUAACAAUGGUGCCGACUAUGUCGGGCCACAGCCUCCGCCGGGUCCGAGGCAUGUCUACGUGCUUCUCCUCUUCGUUCAGCCAAGUGAUUUUCUGUUUCCGGAGUGUUAUUCGAGAGUUUUCCCGAUCAGCAUUCCGACACGGGUUGGGUUUGAUAUCGGGCAGUUUAUGCGCAUUGCCGGAUUGGAUGAACCAGUGGCGGCGAAUUACUUUGUCGCUGGAAAUCCUACGCCGGCGUCAACUCCGAUUCCCCGUAUAUGGACUACAUCGAUGAGCUCAGCUCGUUGUGAGAGCACGGACAUCCUGUGA